Molecule: messenger RNA, 4026 nt
Organism: Raphanus sativus (radish)
Lineage: Eukaryota; Viridiplantae; Streptophyta; Magnoliopsida; Brassicales; Brassicaceae
Product: probable pre-mRNA-splicing factor ATP-dependent RNA helicase DEAH5
Exons: 2
Coding region: 226-3459 (1077 amino acids)
Biological process (GO): mRNA splicing, via spliceosome; spliceosomal complex disassembly
Cellular component (GO): intracellular anatomical structure; catalytic step 2 spliceosome
Molecular function (GO): RNA helicase activity; ATP binding; RNA binding
Source: RefSeq, a predicted model, not a curated record
UGGGAUUAUAAAUAGGGAGGUAGUCAAGGGUUUAAGAUCAUCCGAAAACACACACACAGACGAUAACGAGAGAGAGAGAGAGAGAGAGAGACGAUAUCAAUAUUAGUAAACUAGCUUUUGCAUUAUUGAGUAAAGAUACGUUUGAUUCAUUGUUAUCCUAAAGCACAAAGUUGGAUUCAAUCCCUAACAUCUUGGGGAUUCAUCAUCUUGUGAUUGGUGGCUGCGAUGAUGAAGAAACUAAACCACCUAGCUCUAGUCUCCCACGUCUGUAACGAACUGGAAACGCAUGUAGGUGUAGGUCCAAAGUACUUAGCGGAGUACAUAAUCCAUCUCGGCCGCAACUCCGAGACCGCCGAUGAACUCGAUAAGAAGCUGAAGAAGGACGACGCAGAGCUUCCUGAUUAUUUAGUCCGCUCGCUCUUAACUGCAAUCCGCGACAUCUACCCUCCUCCUCAGCCCCCAAAAUCCAAAGCGUCAGCGAUCAAGGAGGAUACUAAGGAUCGAAGGGAUCGGGAUCGAGAUGAUAGAAGAAGUGAUAGAUCACGUGAAGGAGGUGAUAGGUCACGUGGUGGUGGAAGAAGUGAUAGGGGCGCAAACGAGCCUGAGUUGUAUGAGGUUUACAAAGGUAGAGUGACUAGGGUGAUGGACUCUGGCUGCUUUGUUCAGUUUGAUAGGUUUAGAGGCAAAGAAGGUUUGGUUCAUGUUUCUCAGAUGGCUACCAGAAGUGUGGUGAAGCGGGAUAUGGAGGUUUAUGUCAAAGUUGUAUCUAUUAAAGAGGGUGGUAAGUAUAGUCUUUCCAUCAAGGAUGUUGAUCAGAACACGGGUACAGACUUGAAGAAGCCUUCUUCAUAUGAUGAUGAUGAUGAUUUAGGGAGGAGUAAUCCAUCGUAUAGAACAAAGGAUGGCCACGUCACCAAGACUGGGAUUUCAGGUAUCAGGAUUGUUAAGGAGAUUAAUGUAGCAGCACCUUCACGCAGACGACUGAAGAGGAUGAGCUCCCCUGAGAGAUGGGAAGCGAAGCAGCUCAUUGCUUCUGGUGCCUUGAAAGCUACCGAGUUUCCAGAUUACGAUGAGGAUGGAGAUGUGAUGCUUUAUCAGGAGGAAGAAGAGCUUGAGAUUGAGAUGAACGAAGAAGUACCUGCCUUCUUGCAAGGGCGGACCAGGUACUCUGCUGACAUGUCUCCUGUCAGGGUUUUCAAGAAUCCAGAAGGCUCCUUGAGCCGUGCUGCUGCACUUCAGUCUGCGCUCACCAAGGAGAGGAGAGAAAUGAGGGAACAGCAGCAGAGAACAGUGCUCGACUCUAUCCCCAAGGAUCUGAAUCGUCCUUGGGAAGAUCCUAUGCCUGAGACUGGUGAAAGGCAUCUUGCACAUGAGCUUAGAGGUGUUGGAUUGUCUGCUUAUGGCAUGCCUGAGUGGAAGAAGGAUGCUUUCGGGAAAACUCCAUCUUUUGGGAAAAGAUCAAAGCUUUCUAUCCAGGAGCAAAGGGAGAGCCUUCCUAUAUACAUGCUUAAAAAGGAGCUGAUACAGGCUGUCCAUGAUAAUCAAGUCUUGGUGGUCAUUGGUGAAACUGGUUCAGGUAAGACGACACAGGUGACUCAGUAUCUUGCCGAAGCUGGUUACACUACGAAAGGAAAAAUUGGGUGUACGCAGCCUCGCAGGGUGGCAGCAAUGUCUGUUGCAAAGAGAGUAGCUGAGGAGUUUGGUUGUCGUUUGGGAGAGGAGGUAGGGUUUGCUAUCCGGUUUGAGGAUUGUACUGGACCAGACACGGUGAUCAAGUACAUGACUGAUGGUAUGCUUCUUAGGGAGAUUCUGAUUGAUGAAAACCUCUCUCACUACUCUGUUAUAAUGCUUGACGAAGCUCACGAGCGGACGAUUCACACUGACGUCUUGUUUGGUCUUCUAAAAAAGCUGUUGGAACGCAGGCCUGACCUUCGUCUGAUUGUCACAUCCGCCACGUUAGACGCAGACAAAUUCUCUGAGUAUUUCUUCAAAUGCAACAUCUUUAUAAUUCCUGGAAGAACCUUCCCUGUAGAGAUUCUUUAUAAAAAACAGCCAGAAAGCGAUUACUUGGAUGCAGCUCUGAACACAGUUCUUGAGAUUCACUUGACUGAGCCAGAGGGUGACAUUCUUCUCUUUUUGACGGGACAGGAAGAGAUUGAUUCUGCAUGUCAGUCUCUGUACGAGAGAAUGAAAAGUCUAGGCAAAAACGUUCCUGAACUCAUCAUACUCCCUGUUUACAGUGCCCUUCCUAGCGAAAUGCAGUCUAGAAUAUUUGAUCCUCCUCCUCCUGGCACCCGGAAAGUAGUUGUAGCUACAAACAUCGCAGAAGCUUCUUUGACAAUAGAUGGGAUAUAUUACGUUGUUGAUCCCGGGUUUGCGAAGCAGAACGUGUAUAAUCCAAAGCAAGGACUAGAGUCGCUUGUCAUAACUCCAAUCUCACAGGCAUCAGCGAAGCAGAGAGCUGGGCGUGCUGGUCGUACUGGCCCUGGGAAAUGUUACCGUCUCUACACGGAGAGCGCGUACCGUAACGAGAUGCCUCCUACGUCGAUCCCUGAGAUCCAGAGGGUUAACCUGGGAAUGACAACCCUCACCAUGAAAGCAAUGGGUAUCAAUGACCUGUUGUCGUUUGACUUCAUGGAUCCACCCCAACCGCAAGCCUUGAUCUCUGCUAUGGAGCAGCUGUACAGCCUGGGAGCUUUGGAUGAGGAAGGACUGUUGACAAGGCUAGGUAGAAAAAUGGCCGAGUUUCCUCUCGAGCCACCGCUCUCUAAAAUGUUGCUAGCGAGUGUGGAUCUUGGUUGCAGCGACGAGGUUUUGACGGUGAUUGCUAUGAUCCAGACGGAAAACAUAUUUUAUAGACCAAGAGAGAAGCAAGCUCAAGCAGACCAGAAGAAGGCGAAGUUUUUCCAGCCUGAAGGUGAUCACUUGACAUUGCUAGCUGUGUAUGAAGCUUGGAAGGCUAAGAACUUCUCAAGCCAAUGGUGUGUUGAGAACUUCAUACAGUCACGGUCGUUACGACGUGCUCAAGACGUGAGGAAACAGCUUCUCAGCAUUAUGGACAGAUAUAAACUAGACGUGGUAAGCGCGGGGAGGAACUUGACGAAGAUAAGGAAAGCAAUCACGGCAGGAUUCUUCUUCCAUGGAGCAAGAAGAGAUCAGCAGGAAGGAGGUUACAGGACGCUAGUGGAGAAUCAACCGGUUUACAUACACCCGGGCAGUGCAUUGUUCCAAAGACAACCGGAUUGGGUGAUAUAUCAUGAUCUUGUGAUGACGACCAAGGAGUACAUGAGAGAAGUGAUUGUUAUUGACCCGAAGUGGCUUGUGGAGCUAGCUCCAAGGUUUUUCAAGGUGGCUGAUCCAACACAUAUGAGCAAGCGUAAGCGCCAGGAACGCAUAGAGCCUCUGUAUGAUCGUUAUCACGAGCCUAACUCAUGGCGUCUCAGCAAAAGACGUGGUUGAGAGAGAGAUUUCAAGUUUUUAUUCACCCAAAUCCUCAGAUGUCAAAGGAUGUGUACUCCCAAGAAACCAGCCACUGUGGUUCUCCAAAACAGAGCUCGAGCCUUUCGUUUUGAAAGUGUUUAUAGACUCGGAUAACAAUGAUAUGGCUCAAGUUUUUAUUUGUUUUUAAUGCAUACAAUAUAGAUGCUGCCAUAUAUAUCUGGUUAAAAGUUAUAAUGUGAAGUUUUCAAAUCUCUAUGAUCAGUUUUAAGAUAUAUAGAACGAUCCCCUGGCCCUGACCAUGCAGGUUUCCAUAAAGUGGAAGUCCAUAAUGCAAGAUGUUCACUUUUAUACAAUUUAAUUAUAUAGUUAAAUUUAAAAUUAAAAUUUCUAUAAAUUAUUAAUAGAAAUUCAAAUGUUAAAAAAAAAAUUAUUCAAAAAACCUAUAGCAUUUUAAUAUUAUUUAUUUUAGCUAUGGAAAUUUUUUAAAACAAAACCAGACAUGGAUAAUCUAAUAGCAUCUAGAAUUUGAGAAGUUAAGCAUUUAGGUUCGAAACAACUUUACAAUUUUAAAUCUGUAUCAUACUU